UCCGUCACCUGCUUAUUUCCAAGCGACUUCCAGGAAAAGGAAAACACUGGACCGCCAGGCGCUGAGAGCUAAUGAGUCUGAAGUGAGAACAUCAUCGCACUGUCGUGUUAUUGGUGACUGACUACUUUGUGUGGAAGUUGGGAAGUCUUCUUUUGUCAUGACUCAGAAAAGCAGAAAACUCUCAGUGGGCAGUUCAGUUGUGGACGAGCCCUCCCCUCUUCUCACGAGAAGAGGCAGCGUCAAGAAGUGCAGCCGGAGCCAGAGCCUGAAUUUGGGGAAUGUCGAACAGCAGCAGCAGCAGCAGCUGCAGGGCAGGCGGCUAAUUCAAAGCUUCAGAAUGGGCAACAGGGACCAGGCCACAGCAGGAGAUUGUCUCAGCAGAUCGGAUGUGCUCACCAUCACUCCUAGCUGCAUAAAGUACAUCAAAACCUUCCACAAACUGUUUCCAGAGAUCCCAGCGGAGGAGAGGCUGACGCACACGUUUACCUGUUCCUUGCAGAGGGAGGUCCUGUAUCACGGAAAACUCUUUGUUUCAGAGAACAACGUGUGCUUCUACUCGUCUGUGCUCCUGAAAGAGACCAAGGUGGUGAUUGCUAUUUCCAGUGUGAAGGAGAUAAAGAAACACAACCCAACCCUGUCUAUGCUGUCCGUGCUAACAUCUGGCGGAGAGAAGUAUUUGUUUGCAUCAGUGAGGAACUAUAGUGCCUGUUGCAAACUCCUCCAAAGCCUCUGCUGUCAGCCUCAGGAGAGCAGCCCAAGCAGCAGCCCUUACCUGUCCUCUGCAGAGUUUGAGCAUGAUCCGACCUCCAGCUUCUCCAGUUUAGAGGACAGUUUAGAGAACAACGAUCUCAACCACAGCGUUUCUCCGUUCGACGGUGGAGCUGACGGCACAUGCAAGACCGCGCAGGGAGGCGGUUUCACAAAUGAAAAUGGCAGAGCCGGGUCGUGGAUCUGGAGGUUCCUUGAGAAAGUUACGCUUUUAUUGUUCUUCAGAGAAGUUCUGAGUCUAAGAGUCGUCUUCCAUGUCUUCCUGGUCCUGAUGUUGUUGCUGCUCUUGGUGUCCGGCUACAUCGGGCUGAGGAUCACCGCUCUGGAGGAGCAGCUGAGCUCUCUAGGAGCCCUGACCGAUCUGUUUUCGCACUACGCAGAGUACCAGGAAACAUAAACACCCGGAACAAAGACAUCUCGACAGUAACGCAUACUGACUUUUGUACAUAAUGUAUAUUUAAAUGGAACAUGUAUAAUAUUUCUUUUUUCCAGUAUUGCACACAAAUACUUUUCACAACAGAAAGUAAACUCCUGUUUAAAGUUGAUGUUCUACAGCUAAUCUUAAAGGUACAACUGGAUUCUCUUUACCCAGAAAUACAUAGGAUUCUGUAUCAGGGUUUCUAAAAGUUGCCUCCACAAAUUUCUGUCAUACAACUGCUAAAAUUAACCCCGUACUGCUACCAACCCAAUCCUUGAAAUGUGCGGAAUAUACCUGAGUGUGUAGUAUGACCUUGGCUUCAUUAAGACCCAAAGCGUUUAACGGUGCAUUAUUCACAACAGACAAUGUAGCGGUUCGUUUCCUUUUAUUUAACUGACAGUACAGUUUUGACAGGAGUAACUUAGUGCUGCCCUUCCCCCACUUGUUGCUGUACUGUGGCUAAAAGAUGGUGCUUUUAUUAAGGUGUGUGGUUUUCAAAAAUGCAGCUGGGAAAUUCACAAUAAAUCAGUCGACAGGCAGAUGCCAAAGGUAAUAAAAUCAGUGAGGUACAGUUAAUAGUUAACUUCUAUAACUGCAUAGUCCACUGAGAUUAUUGGUAACUAAACUUAACAGGUCUUUGCUUAAAUCUAUUUAUCAAAAAUAAUGUUAUGCAUAUUAUAACUGUAGAAUUGUUAUUCUAGUGGCUAUGUUUGUUGCACCAAAUAAUAGAUCACAUUCACAUUUAUAUUUGGUGUUUUUUUCUUUCUUUCUUUCUUUAAAGUAAAUGCUAUAAAACUAUAUUAGCUUUACUCAAGUUGGAGGUCUGUGUAGGAAUCCCAAACUGGUGCAUGCCUUUCCAGUCUGCAUGUGAGGAACAACCCAGCGCCAGAAGCUAACAGAACUAUGUGGAGACAACUAGCGCACCUUGGCAGUGAUUUUUGAUGUGUUUUUUUUGGAUCAGCUAUUUUUUUUGCAAAUAUAAGAACAGACUCAGUCUCAUAACUCAGCCGGAAUAUAAACUCGCUAGGUCUUUAUUUUUAAGCCUCACACCCGAUGGUGGUGUUUUUUAUUGUACCUUUCAAGUUGAUGUACUUCAGCCUGUUAAUGACAGCAUCUGACCACCAGAGGGCAGUAAGCCACUACAGAUUUAUUAAACCCGGGGUAGCAAUGGCGUCCGAUUUUUCUUUUGCGACCUUACGUUUACCCCCAAAAAAACAAUACGAAGAAACCAAAACCAUCUUCAGAUUCUUUAAACAUUAAUAAAAAGGGUCAAAUUUUAGGUUUUGAUUUACUGUUGGCAAAUUGUGUUUUUCACAAAUGAAUUUUCUGGCACCAAUUGUAAUCUGUGUAAAAUAUGUGCUCUGACAGUAUAAAUUUAAUGC
Poecilia latipinna (sailfin molly) is the source of this 2568-nucleotide messenger RNA. RefSeq names its product GRAM domain-containing protein 3-like. The transcript has 13 exons. Bases 158 to 1165 code for a protein of 335 amino acids. The record is from RefSeq and is a predicted model, not a curated record. Lineage: Eukaryota; Metazoa; Chordata; Actinopteri; Cyprinodontiformes; Poeciliidae.